UCCUUCCACAGAAGCUAGCUGUCUUUAAAUGAGAUUCCCAGUUUACACUUUGUGAUGAUCGAGGAGUAGAAAGCUGCACAGUUUCUUUUGCAUUGUGAUCAUUUCAUGUGCAGACAUGUGCAACAAACCCUCGAGUCAUUACGAAGCAGUAGAGGAUGAGAACACUGUCUUUAUUUCCAAGGAGAAUGUGUUCAGGAUCCCUGCUCUUUUCUACAACAGAGACAGAAAUAUCCUGAUGGCCUUUUCAGAGAAGCGGAAGACUUCAGAUGAUGCGAGCACAGAAGCGCUGGUCAUGAAGACAGGAACAGUGAACAAGGACGAAACAACCCAUGCAGUGACAGUUAAGUGGUCAGAGCUCAAACUGGUGAAGGAGGCCCAUAUUGAAGGAUACCGUCCCAUGAACCCCUGUCCUCUGUACGAGAAAAACAGCAAAACACUUUUCCUCUUCUUCAUCUGUGUCGAAGGCACCGUCUCAGAGCUCUACCAGAUAUGCUGCAACCGCAACAAAGCCCGUCUCUGCUACAUUACGACCAAAGAUGGUCAAAGUUGGAGUGGAGUGACUGAUCUGACGGACAAACUGGAUGAAAUCAAAAGCUGGGCCACAUUUGCUGUCGGACCAGGUCAUGGUAUUCAAACAGAGGGCGGUAGAUUGAUUGUCCCAGUUUAUGGGUAUGCGUCCUGUUCCCCUUCAUGCUGCUGUUGUAUAAAGUUUUAUUGUUGUACCCCAUAUGCACUCUAUCUUUAUAGCGACGAUCAGGGCAAAUCAUGGCAAUUUAGCAGCAGGAUUAAAAAAGUAUCACUUGAGUGUGAGAUGGCAGAGGUGUCUGACGACACAGGCCUCAAGUCCAUUUACUGCAAUGCUCGUAGUCAGGGAGGCCACAGGGUGGAAGCUCUUGAUAAGAAUGAUGGGGCAGGUUUUAUCAUCCUUCCGCCCACUGACAAGCUUGUGGAGACAGGUACAGGCUGUCAGGGGAGUGUGGUGUCCUUUCCAGCUCAAAGUGAAGAUACUCAUGCAGAUAGAGAUCCAAGCCAGAACCCAAACAAGUGGCUGCUCUUCACCCACCCAAGCCAUAAGUCCAAACGCACUGAUUUAGGGGUUUAUUUGAACAAAAUUCCAAGCAAGUCAAACUCAUGGAGUAAACCCUGGAUCAUUAACAAGGGACCCAGUGCUUACUCAGACCUGGCUUACAUUGAUGACGGAUGGUUUGCUUGUCUGAUGGAGCGUGGGGAGAUCAGUGAGAUUGAGCAGAUAGCCUGCAAGGUUUUCAGCUACCAGGAAGUCAAGCGGGGCAUUGGAGAGUGAUGCAUGGUGCACCAUGACAAGUUUCUCAAUGGCAAUAAAAUGAUGUAUUUUACAAGUAUGUAACUGUAUUUACCAACUUUGAUUGAUGUGAAACUGCUCAGACAUUUAACAUCUGUAAUUAAAACGAUGCUCUACCAACACAGUUUGUAUGAUAAAGCAAUAUUUUAGAAAAAAAAAUCAGCUGAUAAGAGAUAAAAUUGGUUUCUGAAAAAUGUAAAUCAAUGUGUACACAUUUGUGCAUCAACACAUUCUACUUUUUAUGAUUUGUUCUUGUGUUUUAAAUUGCCUCUGUGUUAAAACUUGUUUGUUCACAUAACUUUUCUGUAUAAUGGAGAGUUCCUUAUGUGGCUCAAUAAAGUUAUAGGACAACAGAAGAAAACCUUGUUUUCAACAAUCAAACAAAAGUGACUUCUUUGAAUAAAUCAUGAAAAAGACA
Labrus mixtus (cuckoo wrasse) is the source of this 1739-nucleotide messenger RNA. Its product is annotated as sialidase-3-like. Gene Ontology annotation, molecular function: exo-alpha-sialidase activity. Gene Ontology annotation, biological process: oligosaccharide catabolic process; ganglioside catabolic process. The coding region runs from base 116 to 1303 and encodes 395 amino acids. Gene Ontology annotation, cellular component: cytoplasm; lysosome; membrane. The transcript has 2 exons. Lineage: Eukaryota; Metazoa; Chordata; Actinopteri; Labriformes; Labridae. The record is from RefSeq and is a predicted model, not a curated record.